Messenger RNA from Myzus persicae (green peach aphid), 1275 nucleotides. RefSeq names its product protein transport protein sft2. Gene Ontology annotation, cellular component: membrane. The transcript has 3 exons. Lineage: Eukaryota; Metazoa; Arthropoda; Insecta; Hemiptera; Aphididae. The coding region runs from base 415 to 1032 and encodes 205 amino acids. Gene Ontology annotation, biological process: vesicle-mediated transport. The record is from RefSeq and is a predicted model, not a curated record.
ACAAUAUUACUAUCGGAGUCUGGUUUGUUAUUGAAUAUUAUGUCAAUCAGUCGAUGAGUCUCCUAAUUUCUAAGUAACUAUUGAGUAAUCUGCUUAUUUACAUAUUAAUUCAAGUGUUGUUACCGCAGAAUAUGUUAAUAAUUAAAUACCUAUCAACUUUUAAAUUGAAAUAAGUACCAAGUCCUGUCUUGAAUCCUUGGCGGGGCGUUCGAGCUUACUAACUAGUAACAAUCAUAAAAUUCUUUACGAUGUUGAUUAUGUGCACGUCAAGUCAUUAACUACAAGAGUAAAGUUCGUAUAUGGCUUAAACGAUUUAUAAGAUUAUAUUUUGGUUGUCUAUAUUAUUAUAGUCUACGUGUUGAUGUAUUACGACAUCGUAGUUGAAAUAAUGUCCUUGGUCAAUAUAGCAUCAUAAUGUCCAAUUUAAAACUGGAACUCGAUGAGUAUCUUAAUAAAGGCCAAAAAAAUAAAUCCCACAAUGGGCACCACAUACACAUUCCAAAAGUGUUCAAGAAACUGCUCAACAGUGAAUCUGGUGAACAAACGGAAAACCUGUUGGAUUCAACACAGACGACUUAUUUUAAUUUUCCCCAGAUGAGUAAAACCCAAAGAAUAUUGGGGUUUGUAGUUUGUGUGUCAAUCAGUUGUUUGAUGUUAUCUCUGUCAGCAUUAUACUUGCCUGUACUUCUAAUAAAAGCUAGGAAGUUUGCGAUUUUAUACGCUUCUGGAAGCAUAUUUGCUUUUGCCAGUGUAUCAUUUUUGACGGGUCCAUUGAAUCACUACAAGUAUGUUACAUCCAAAGAAAAGCUUCCUUUCAUGUUUGGCUACAUUACAACUCUUUUGAGUACUUUGUAUUUUUCAUUGUGGAUGAAGAGUACUCCAUUUACAUUAUUAUCAUUGACUGUUCAUCUGGUACUUAUUCUUUGGUUUUUAUUAAACUCCAUACCAUUUGGUCAAAAAGGUUUGUCAUUUUUUGGACGUUUAUGUUCAUCUAUAGUGAAAAAUAAAGUGUCAAAUUCAUUACCUGUUUAAAAAAAAACUGUACCUAUUAUUAUUUAUUGUUAUUAUUGUGAUUUUGUCCGUAUUUAAUUACUAUUUUUUUUUCAAUUAAACUGUUUUUGUAUAAUUUCCAAGUUAUAUUUAGUUUUUUUUUUAUAUAUUCUAUGAAAAACAUCUAAUGUAAAUAAAUUAUUACUAGUGGUUGUGUUUGCGAGGCCUGUAUUCAGUAUCCAUUUAUUUGUAAAAAAAAAAACAAUUACACCCGGAUAUUAUAAA